Molecule: messenger RNA, 1220 nt
Organism: Cicer arietinum (chickpea)
Lineage: Eukaryota; Viridiplantae; Streptophyta; Magnoliopsida; Fabales; Fabaceae
Product: DNA-directed RNA polymerase I subunit 2-like
Biological process (GO): DNA-templated transcription
Cellular component (GO): nucleus
Molecular function (GO): ribonucleoside binding; DNA-directed RNA polymerase activity; DNA binding
Source: RefSeq, a predicted model, not a curated record
CAACUGUGCGGAAGCUAUUGCCCGAAUCUUGGGGUUUUCUUUGCCCUGUACACACACCUGAUGGGGAGCCCUGUGGAUUGUUGAAUCAUAUGACCCGCACUUGUAGGGUUACGUCAUUCUAUGAUUCUGAAGGAAAUAUUAAAGAUUAUUUUAAAAUUAAACUUUCUAUCCUCAACAUUUUAGUUGAGAUUGGAAUGACACAAUCAUUGCCAAAGAUAUUUCUACCUGGCCCACCCGAAGUUCUUACUGUUCUUCUAGAUGGUUGUAUUGUCGGUUUUAUCCCUUCCACCGAGGUUGAGAAAGUUGUCGCUCACAUUCGAGAACUCAAAGUUUCAUCUGCUGCAGUGAUUCCAAAUGAUAUGGAAGUCGGAUAUGUUCCAUUGAGCAUGGGUGGAGCAUAUCCUGGCCUAUACCUUUUCACAUCCCCUUCAAGAUUCGUUCGCCCAGUGAGAAAUUUAUCUAUUCCUUCCACCAAUGAAAAUGUUGAACUCAUUGGUCCAUUUGAACAGGUUUUUAUGGAGAUACGAUGUCCCGAUGGUGGAGACGGUGGAAGAAAAAGUCCAUUUCCUGCAACUCAUGAGGAAAUCCAUCCUACAGGAAUGCUAAGUGUAGUUGGUAAUCUUACACCAUGGUCAGAUCAUAAUCAGAGUCCACGUAAUAUGUACCAGUGUCAGAUGGCAAAGCAAACAAUGGGAUUUUCUUCACAAACGAUUCAACAUCGUGCAGAUCAAAAGUUAUAUCAUCUUCAGACUCCUCAGACUCCCAUUGUUCGCACAAGGGCAUAUUCUGAAUACAGUAUUGAUGAAUAUCCAUCAGGCACAAAUGCUAUAGUUGCAGUUCUGGCAUAUACAGGAUAUGAUAUGGAGGAUGCCAUGAUUCUAAACAAGUCAUCUGUGGAACGAGGAAUGUUUCAUGGACAAAUAUAUCAGACAGAAACUAUCGACUUGACAGAGAAAGGCGGCAAGUCAGACCAAUCUGCAAGAGUAUUUAGAAAAAGUAAACUAGAUAAACCUUGUCCCUCGAUUGAUUCAGAUGGGCUUCCACAUGUUGGUCAGAUGAUAUGGCCAGAUGAACCCUAUUGUAGCACUUACAAUGAGGUAACAAAUAAAACAUACCUCUUCAAAAAAAAGGGUUCUGAACCUGUUUAUGUUGACUAUGUUGCUGUUGACACCAAAACUAAGAAGAAUUUAAAUAAGGUGAGUUAAAACAUUCACUAUGAU